Messenger RNA from Corylus avellana, 1450 nucleotides. RefSeq lists its product as uncharacterized. Gene Ontology annotation, molecular function: translation initiation factor activity. Gene Ontology annotation, cellular component: cytoplasm; eukaryotic translation initiation factor 3 complex. The record is from RefSeq and is a predicted model, not a curated record. NCBI's taxonomy places the organism in Eukaryota, Viridiplantae, Streptophyta, Magnoliopsida, Fagales, Betulaceae.
ACCCUAAUUGCCUUACCAAGUUAACCAUCCCCCUCUUUCCCCUUCUCAUUUCUCUUACGCGGAUUUCUAGUACACUAACCCCCGCCCAAAAAUAGAAAAAGCCCUAAUUACCUUACCAGUAACGGUUCAGACAUUGAAAUUAGGGAUUUUCGGUGCUCCAGUCGGAUUUGUCGUCCUCCGCAACACCCGAUUCUCGGGGUGGGAUUAUAGAGCGUACCUGGGAACGUACGAAGAAGCAGCGGCAGAAACCCUACACUACUACCCACAACAACCGCAAGUAUCAUACUUCGCAAGCUAGUUGCUAAUUUGCUUCUAACCACUUAAUUACACAGCGAGAUGGAGGACUGGGAGGAUGAUCAAAUUCUACCCCUACCCGUCCUUGCAAAGGAACAACCUAAAAGUAAAUGGGAUGAUGAAGAUGCGGAUGACAAUGAUGUGAAGGAAUCAUGGGAGGAUGAAGAUGAUCCUACACCGGCACCUGAAGCAAAACCUCCAGCUGAAAAGGCCCCCAAGAAACCUGCAGUGAAACCUGCCGAAAAGAAAGGGAAAACUGUUGAAGUAGUGAAGGAAGAGCCACUAGAUCCUGUAGCUGAAAAACUCCGCCAACAACGGCUAGUGGAAGAAGCUGAUUAUAACUCUACUAAAGAACUGUUUGGUAAGAGAGACGAUGAGAAGACCCUUGAAAAUUUUAUUCCCAAUUCAGAAAGCGACUUCUUGGAAUAUGCAGAGCUCAUUUCACAUAAGCUCCGCCCCUAUGAGAAAAGUUAUCAUUAUAUUGGUUUACUCAAGACUGUAAUGAGACUAUCAAUGACUUCCAUGAAAGCAGCAGACGCAAAAGAAGUUGCAUCUUCAGUUACAGCAAUUGCAAAUGAAAAGCUAAAAGCAGAGAAGGAAGCCAAUGCUGGUAGAAAGAAGACAGGCGCCAAGAAAAAGCAGAUCAUUGUUGACAAGCCAGAUGAUGAUUUGGCUGUUGAUGGCUAUGAUGUGCUUGAUGAUUAUGAUUUCAUGUGAGUGUUUCAGUUCAUUCCGCCAAAAGAAUUGGGAUUCAGCAUUUGGAUCAAAGUAGGGAUAAGAUCCUCCGGCAUCCCCUCCCCAGAGAUUGAUAUGAGUGAUAUUGCUGUAUGUUGUCCAAUAAGAGACUGCAUCUGAGUGCCUGUUUUCAAAUGUUAUGGUAAAUUUUGUUAGAUUUGGAUACUAGAUCCACAUUUGCCUGCACAUUCUACAUGUCGUGCUUUGCAUGAGUCAUUCAAGGAUAUGGUGAUUGGUGACGGUGUAAAAGUAAAACUACUAUUUAUUGAUUUUUUUUUUUUUUUUUUUUGGUGUGGUUGAAAGCCCAGAUUUUGUUAUUGAACUUUGUGGUUUGGAUGAAUAAGCUGCGUGGUUGGUUAGAUCCAAUCACGUUAAAAUAUAUCCUCCAUUAAUUUAGAGUACGGCAUAGCUUAUUUGAACA